UUAUAAUUUUUCGAAUACCGAUUUUGAAUUCAAUUUUUUUUUCAUCGAAUCGUAAUAAUUUUUGAACAUUUUUAAUUUGCAAAAAAUGGCUAAUCAACAUCUGAAGAUAUUCUUUAUGGCCGUCGAUGGUGUUGGACAUAUUAAUGCCUGCAUAGGAUUGGCACAACCAUUGAUAAAACGUGGACAUGAAGUAAUAUUUUUGACCAAUGAAUUUUUCUCUGGAACAUAUGAAAAAUUUGGUUUCAAAGAGAUUGUAUUGAAAAGUGCUAAAGUAAAACAAAUAAUGAACAAAGAAGGUAAUCAAAAAGCUGAAGAACAUCCAACCAAAGCAAUGGCAUCUGUUUUGAAAAAAUUUCGUGAUGAUGGUACGUUAUCUGGUAAGCCAUCGAUAGAAAAAUUACAAGAUUUUAAACCAGGCGGUGAUAAUGAAUUCGCAAAUUUAAUGUAUGAAAGUGUCAAAGAACAAAAUCCACAGCUUAUUACUUUAAUCGAUGAAGAGAAACCAGAUUUAAUUAUUAUGGAUCAGUUCAUUUUACCACCAUGUGUUGCUUAUGGAAAAAUACCAUGGGCAUUUUUAUGCAGUGCUUGCCCACGAUUUUUAUAUGAUUCAGACGAUAUUCCACCAAUGUGUUCAGGUUAUCCAUCUAAUGAUCGUACCGGUUGGGAUGAAUUUAAGGCAAAAAUGGAGAAAACUAAUAUAGAAGGAAUGCGUUAUAGUCAGAAUUUAAUUAAUAAAGAAUUUGGCUAUCCUGAAGUAUCUGAAAAACAUUUUAUAUUCAAAUCACCGUAUAUGAAUAUUUAUGGUUAUCCCAAAGAAUUGGACUAUGCAGAUAUCGUACCAUUGCCGGAUAAUCAUAUUCGAGUGGAUGCAUUUUGUCGUGAAAUCAAAGAAACGUUUGAAUUACCCGAAGAAUUCAAAACGAAAAUUAAACCUAAUGAUAAAUUAAUUUAUUUAUCAAUGGGAUCAAUCGGUAGUAUCGAUGUAGAUCUAAUGAAAAAACUUGUCAAUGAAUUAUCAAAAUCAUCACAUAAAUUUAUCAUUUCAAUGGGACCAUUAAAUGAUCAAUAUCAAUUGGCAGAUAAUAUGUGGGGACAGGCAUUUGUGCCGCAAACAAAUGUAAUACCAUUAGUAGAUUUGGUAAUUACACAUGGUGGUAAUAAUACUGUUACGGAAACAUUUUCAUUCGGUAAACCAAUGAUUGUAAUGCCAUUAUUUGGUGAUCAAUAUGAUAAUGCUCAACGUAUCCUUGAGAAAGGUUUUGGUAGUCGUAUUGAUCCAUAUAAUUUUAAUGAUGGUGAAUUAAACAAAAUGAUUGAUCAAAUAUUCGCUAAUGAACAAAUACAAAAACGUUGUCAACAAGCAGCCGAACGUAUUGCCAAAGCAAAUUCAAAAGAAAAAGCAUGUGAAAAAAUUGAAUCCAUUAUGGCUAAAUUAAAAUUGAAUGUCAAUUAAA
This is a messenger RNA of Dermatophagoides farinae (American house dust mite), 1454 nucleotides long. RefSeq names its product NDP-glycosyltransferase YjiC. The record is from RefSeq and is a predicted model, not a curated record. Gene Ontology annotation, molecular function: UDP-glycosyltransferase activity. NCBI's taxonomy places the organism in Eukaryota, Metazoa, Arthropoda, Arachnida, Sarcoptiformes, Pyroglyphidae.